Messenger RNA from Triticum aestivum (bread wheat), 5266 nucleotides. Its product is annotated as beta-glucosidase 16. NCBI's taxonomy places the organism in Eukaryota, Viridiplantae, Streptophyta, Magnoliopsida, Poales, Poaceae. Bases 3437 to 4984 code for a protein of 515 amino acids. Gene Ontology annotation, biological process: carbohydrate metabolic process. Gene Ontology annotation, molecular function: beta-glucosidase activity. The record is from RefSeq and is a predicted model, not a curated record. The transcript has 12 exons.
UCGUGAUCCAUGUACCAUGUGUGUGUGUGUGUGUGUCGGUCUUUUUUUUUUAGGAUUGUGUGAUCCAUGUUGCUUAGGGGGAUAAAGAUGAAAAUGAGUGGUUCCCUUCCACCCUGCUGUACGAAAGAGAGACAGCGAUAGCCGCAUCCACAUUAUGUUUCUGUGUGGCCAAAUUCGAUCGCCAUAUAACGAGAACCAAUCAGUAUAGUUGGAUGAUGGUACCCUCAAUCUAUGAGAGAUCAAAUCAUAAGUUUGACGCUUUGCAGUCCCAUUAAUGCGGAUUAUUAUUUUGGUGUAAGGCGAUGUUUACAUAGAUAGCGAGGCGUACGUCUUGGAUAGUGUUGUCGAUCUUGAAGCCCCACAAUUUUGAUCCGAUGUUCAGUAGGCGUUGUGUGAGUGCGUGUGUGUGUAUACGUCAACAUCGUAAUCAGUGUAUUUAAAAUAUUCGCCGCGUGCACUUAUCAGUUGGCAUCGUUGUCAAAUUUUCUAUGUGUCUCCACUCUAGUCAUUUCAAACACUGGUGCAACAUGGGUCUGAUUGUAACACAAAUUUAUUUUCAAAAGAGAAAACGCACAAUCGUCGAGUGAUGCGCACUGGCAUACCUAUAUUUUUGGAUUUGGCAAUAGGGUGCGGUUGCCAAGCAAUGUGUGUGGUGCCAAAUCCUAUAAGAGUAGGGGGCCUAUAUAUCUGAGAAUAAACAAACAUUAAAUUUAGGUGCCACGCGCGAUUUUCUCGUCUCUCUCAACCUCUUCUCCUCGGAAGCGCACACACCAAGCUGCACCUCCACCGCACCCUCGUUUCCCGUCCCCCCUGCAAUGGCUCGCUCCCUCCUCGAUAUCCCACCCUAGCCGUCGUCGAUCCGCUCCUCCCCUACCACUGAACUCCGACGCGGGGCAGGGACGGGGGCUCCUCAUGGGGGCGGGAAGGGCUCCGGGCGGAGCAGCUCUGGCGCGAUGGAGAGAGCGGCGAGGGAGACACGGCGGCUGCAUGGGGAAGCAUGGGGAGUGGAGAGCGGGGAGGAAGGACGCGGGGCUCGAGGAGAGUGGAGGAUUGGCUGAUACGGUUUCACCAGGCUCGACCCACCCCACGUCGCCCACGACCGCCGCGGUCAAAUUUUUUUCCACCGAAGACAUACGCCACACACAUACAGGACGCACACUGCAAGCUGGGUCCGCGGGCAAAGCAGUCCCACCUGUCAUUGACUGGAGAACGAGAGCAUAACGUCGAGAGAAACGAAUGGCUGAUUUUUGACAGCACCGUAAAAAAGUGUCAGCGAGGUAGAUCGCUCGAUCCAAAACGAGCGCGCGAAGGAGUUGCUCUAGAGUGGCGGGUAGUGUAGCAUGGUUUAUGUUCAAUGUGCACCCUUACUGACCACACCGUCUCCACCGUCCCCCGCGAUGACAUCAUUUCAAAGAACGUAUGUUUCUAGUUCUCUUUAUUAAUACCAAAAAAUUGAGGUCAUACAAUUCUAAUUUCACCCCGGGCCCCCGAAAUCUCAGGACUGGCCCGAACAAUCUUAUAUUAGUUUACAGAGGGAGUAUUCAACAGGCGGGGAUGUAUUAACUGCCCACGACUGACCAAGGUUUUUGUGUAUUUACCACUCAUAUUCAUGUAUUUAUAUCGGCCAAUGGCCUCAUGAAAAUACAAGUCGCAUACUAUUUCUCAAAAGAAAAGUUAUAUUUUCCUUGAAAAAGUUUAUUUUUGCCUCCACGGCACGCAAGUCGUGCUCGUGCAGCAGCUUGGGCUACGCAUGGGCAUUCCGAUUCCUCCCCUACCAGUGAAUCAGAAAUGUUGUGAACAUUACCUAUCUGUCGACCUACUCCUCAACUGUCAGUGUCUAUAGUUGUAAGGAGAAUAUCAUCGUGAGGCCUGGGUCACAUAUGUGGGGGUAUCACUGCUGAUGGCUACUGUUCAUGCAUCCAAUUCAUUCAGCCGAGAAAACAACGGUGACAAGUUCCAAGGGAAGAUAUGGAUAUCAGAUGUACUGAAAAUGAAAUGCCGAGAGGAAAUUAUUGCUAUAUAUCUAUUUCUUCUGACAAUCAGCAGACAGUUUAUUCACUUUUAAAUUUUCAAUGGGAUUUACAUACUUCUGUCCUCUCCCAAGAGCAGAGCAGAGCAGAGAGCACAGCCAUACUGUAGGACAUACUUUACACCAUGACACAUGCUACUCAAUCCUCUUUAAGAUCUGUUAUGGCACACUGAAAAGGAAUGUUGAAAUGAAAUUUUGUGAUAAUUAGCAGCCAAUAAUGUGAUAGACAUGCUAAGCAAGACAUUUUGUUGUCGGGAGAAACGCAGUUGAGAAGGAGGUCGCAAUUGAGAGAGUGCAGCUGAGAAGGAGAAACACAGUUGAAAGGGAGAAACACAGCUGCGAACGUUCCCAGAAAAGGAUGGCAUUUUCAUCUUGAGAAUACCAAAUGAUCUUUCGAUGACAUUUUGUAAGGCAUAGAGAGCUUGGCAGACGGCGAUGGGUUGGAUUGGGCAGCGGGGAGCGGGGAGCGGUGUCAGGCGGGUGAGCUCGGGUGGUGCAGCGGUGUCGGGUGGAGGAGCUCGAGCUGGAGGUAUCGGGCGGGAGAGGUCGGGCCAGUGAGGGAGAUCGGUGGUGGUGUGGGAGCUUGGGCACAGAGUUGGUAAAAACUUAUCGUGAGCAACAGAGUAGUGAUGAGUUGAGCAACAAAAUUGGUCUAUGGGUUUAUAUACACUCUAUAUGAGAAAAAAAUAGUAAUUAAAUAAAAAGUCAAAAAAUUCAGAAAAUAUUUUUAAAAUAAUGUUGAUCUUCCAUUGCGCUUGUAAGAAAAAUUCCACAAAAAGGAAAAAAGGCCCGUUGACUUCUUUCCAAAAACACAAAAUUUUCGGCCAAAAUAGUGUGAAUAGUGAUCUAUAAUACUAGCAAAUAUUUUUUUUUCUUUUUACCCUGUAUUCAACGCUGGGUUUUUGUUCGCGAUACCAGUGAGUGCAUGAGAAAGUCAAGUGUAUUUAAAAAAAAUUCUAAAUUUUUUUGACCUUUUUUUUUGUAAUUAUUAUUCUCCCCACAUAUAUGAUGUAGGAGUAUAUACGCUAGAAACCAAAGGGCAUUUCCCCCUCUUCCCUAGCUUAUUCCCAAUCAACAGGAGAGGCAAGCUGCACAGAUAUUUUGAGUUUGUCUUUCGUCCGCCGAGGUGUCACCAUCCGUGGCAGGUUAUGAUUCUCUUUCAUCUACAGUUCUAGUAUAAUCUCCUUCACAUGUCAUUCCACGUGCACCAUGGGGAUAUUACUAGCGGCCUAUAAAUAUGGGCCAUGCCGUACGAGCUCUCGUCUGUGGACGCUGCUAGAUUGCAGUUGCAGGGAGGGACCUUGUUUGCCCACUUUGCUGUGGUCUCUAAAUGAGCUUGCAGGAGAGGGGCUAGCCGCUGCCUCCUCAUAAACCUUUCUAGUUAGUCUAGCUUGAGGCAACGGGGAAAUGGCCGCGGCGGCGACGGCGAUGGCCAUGCUGGCGGCGCUGGUGACCCUCGUCCUCGUGCCGUCGGCGCGAGGGCUCGACCGAGCCGAGUUCCCGCCGGGGUUCCUCUUCGGCGUCGCCACGUCUGCUUACCAGAUCGAGGGCGCGUACCUGGAGGACGGCAAGGGCCUCAGCAACUGGGAUUUCUUCACCCACACAAACUCUAGGGGAAUCGAUGAUGGACGGAACGGGGAUGUAGCGGAUGAUCACUACCACCGGUACAUGGAAGAUGUGGAGAUCAUUCAUAGUUUGGGUGUUGACUCCUACAGAUUCUCAAUUUCAUGGGCGAGAAUCCUACCAAGAGGCCGGCUUGGAGGCGUCAAUUCAGCUGGAAUAGCUUUCUACGACUGCCUCAUUGCUGCACUCGUGAAGAAAGGGAUAGAGCCAUUUGUGACACUGCAUCACUUUGAUCUGCCGCACGAGAUGGAGACGCGAUACGGCGGUUGGCUGGGCGCCGGAAUCCGGGAGGAGUUCGACUACUAUGCGGACGUGUGCUUCAAGGCGUUUGGUGACCGGGUCAAGUUCUGGACGACGUUCAACGAGCCCAACCUGUUCACCAGGCUCGCCUACGUGCUGGGCAAGUACCCUCCGGCACGCUGCUCCGCGCCGUUCGGGACCUGCGAGAGCGGGAACUCUCAUCGGGAACCCUAUGUCGCGGCUCAUAACAUGCUGCUGUCACAUGCAGCCGCCGUCCACAACUACAAGAAGAAUUACCAGGCAACGCAAGGCGGAUCGAUCGGGAUUGUGAUUGCGAUGAAAUGGUAUGAGCCACUGACAAAUACCACAGAGGAUAUCCUCGCAGCACGACGUGCCUUGUCUUUUGAGGUAGAUUGGUUUUUGGAGCCGAUAUUCUUUGGUGAUUAUCCCAGAGAAAUGCACAAGUUGUUAUCAUCCAACUUACCAAAGUUCACCCCAGAAGAGAAGAGCUUACUGCAGAAGAACAAGGCGGAUUUUAUCGGUAUAAACCAUUACACGACAAUUUAUGUCAAGGAUUGCAUCUCUUCUCCAUGCGACCUUAAGGCUUAUGAGGCUUAUGAGGCGAAUGCACUAGUCCUAGCUACAGGUGAAAGAGAUGGCGUGGCAAUUGGGAAACCCACUGCAUUCGAUGGUUACUAUGAUGUUCCAGAGGGUAUGGAGCAGAUCGUCAAGUAUGUUAAUCAGAGAUACAAGAACACACCUCUCUAUGUUACUGAAAAUGGUUACUCGCAACACAGCAAUGACACUAUGGACAAAUUGAUCAAUGACGUUGAAAGAGUGAACUACCUACAUGGUUAUCUCACAUGUCUCUCUUCAGCAGUCAGGAAAGGAGCAAACGUGCGUGGCUACUUCGUAUGGAGUAUCAUCGACAACUUCGAGUGGACUUUCGGUUUUACGGUAAGGUUCGGGCUGUAUCAUGUGGAUUAUGGAACGCAGAAGAGGACUCCAAAGAUGUCGGCGAAGUGGUACCGAGACUUCCUCAUGGGCUCUAGGCCGACGGACCAAGUGCAGAUGCUAAGAGCAGAUUCAUGAUAGUUGCAGCCAGUACUGUCAGAUCCAGUUACCCGUAAAAAGAAACUGUCGGAGAGAGUAGUAAUUAAGAAAAAAAAAGUUUGUUUACUUGCUUAUCUUGAAGAUUUCUAAUGGGAUUUUUACAUACUUCCUGCCCUGGACAAGAGCAGAGCAGAGCCAUAUGCCUGACAUAGUUUGUACACCAUGACACAUGCUACUGAAUCCUCUUUCAGGAGCUGCUAUAUAGCAUUGCACGUAGUUCCUUGCAACAUGCUGCAACAAAAGGCUCGGAAAGAUUUUGCA